Glycine soja is the source of this 693-nucleotide messenger RNA. RefSeq lists its product as uncharacterized. The coding region runs from base 1 to 693 and encodes 230 amino acids. The transcript has a single exon. The record is from RefSeq and is a predicted model, not a curated record. Gene Ontology annotation, molecular function: nucleic acid binding; RNA-DNA hybrid ribonuclease activity. NCBI's taxonomy places the organism in Eukaryota, Viridiplantae, Streptophyta, Magnoliopsida, Fabales, Fabaceae.
AUGGACCCAGUCAAGUACAUUUUUGAGAAACCCGCUCUUACAGGACGGAUCGCUCGAUGGCAAGUUCUGCUAUCUGAGUUUGACAUUGUCUAUGUCACUCAAAAGGCGAUAAAAGGAAGCGCCUUGGUGAACUAUCUAGCUCAGCAGCCUCUCAAUGACUACCAGCCCAUGCAUCUGGAGUUUCCAAAUGAAGACAUCAUGGCCUUGUUCGGGGAGAAGGUGAAGGAUGAGGAAAGGGAUAACUGGAUCGUGUGGUUCGACGGCGCGUCCAACGCCCAAGGCCAUCGGGUUGGGGCGGCUUUGUUCUCUCCCAACAACCAAUGCAUUCCCUUCAUAACUAGAUUGGGCUUUGAUUGCACGAAUAAUAUGGCUGAGUACGAGGCAUGCACCCUCGGAAUCCAAGUGGCAAUUGACUUUAACGUCAAAUUGCUCAAAGUGUACAGAAACUCAGCCUUGGUAAUUCACCAACUGAGGGGAGAAUGGGAAACUAGGGAUCACAAGUUGAUACCCUAUCAGGCCUACAUCAAGAAACUGAUUGAGUUCUUCGACAAGGUCACCUUCCACCACAUUCCAAAAGAGGAAAAUCAGAUGGUUGAUGCGCUUGCCACUCUAGCAUCCAUGUUUCAUCUAACCCUACAUGCUUGCCAUACAUCGAGUUCAGAUGUCGCAGCAAGCCCACACAUUGCUGCUUGA